Pogonomyrmex barbatus (red harvester ant) is the source of this 3675-nucleotide messenger RNA. RefSeq names its product trace amine-associated receptor 9. The record is from RefSeq and is a predicted model, not a curated record. Gene Ontology annotation, biological process: neuropeptide signaling pathway. Lineage: Eukaryota; Metazoa; Arthropoda; Insecta; Hymenoptera; Formicidae. Gene Ontology annotation, cellular component: plasma membrane. Gene Ontology annotation, molecular function: corazonin receptor activity.
CCUCCGCGUCGUCGCGACGCUCCUCUCUCUCUCUCGUUUCUCUCGGCUCUCUCGGUGGCGUCCGCAGCAUCGCGACGCUACGACGCGCUCCGUCGACUAUCCUAUCCUGGGAGAGACGCCGCCGUUAAUUUUCCUACGACAUGUACCGGCGACGCCAUCGACUUGGCCAUCGAUAACGAUCGAAAUAAGCGAUAGAAAAAAAAAAACAAGCAUCUUUUUUUCACGCGUCACCACGUCGAAAGUGUUUCGUUCGAUUUGCACAAAAAAAGAAAAGGAAAAAGAAGAGAAAAAGAACGAAAUUGAGUCACGAUAGUACAUGCAUUUCCUACAGAAGAAUUAUUAAAGGAGCGGCAAAGGCACCUUCUUGUGUUAACGGGUAAAAAGAGGAGUCAAAUCGUGAAGUUUUUUUGCCAGAUGUGAUCCAUUUUGGUGUCUCGAUCAAGUGAUCUAUCGGAUCUCACCGCAGAACAUACCCCUUCCUCGCCUUCGAAAGUCACGCACGAGCGCUUUUCUUUUGCCUUCUGAAGCGUGUCGUGUACUCACUCAGGCCUUAUCGACACUCGUGGAUUUACUACUGCCGAAGCUUGUCUUCUCACUCGCGUACUCAUACAUUGAGGAUGCAAACUGAGAUGCAUCGAGUAUCAAGAACGCAUCACCAGAAGUCGAAGUCACACAUCGUUUUACAGAUGCGUAUGGACGACUCGUGAAUCGUGAACAAACUUUCGAGUGCGUCAUUAGGCGCGCUCAAACGUUUGCAACGUUGUGCAGAUUUUUAACAACAUUGAUAAUGAAGAAGCAGUGCUUAAAAAAGCUGGUCGGCUAUCAUCAAGGCGGACCCUCGAAUAUUCGCGACCGACAGGGAUGAAAAAAACGUACGAAAUACGUAUGCCUGGAGUGAGACACGGGUGUCUCGUCUGGGGAUUCGGCACCAUAAUCGCAAGGGGAAGUGAUCGACCAACUGAUGAUGAUGGAACACAAACAGACGAUACUGCUGGCACCCUCACUGAGCAACAGCAGCUGUUGGCGAAGCGGCACGUCCGAAGCUUGGACAGGUCCAGGCCCAGGAGAGUUAGUACGAGCUACUCUGAUUCUGCUUCUCAGUCUUGGUAUCCUGUGCGCCAAUCUGCUAGUGAUAUGUGUCAUCAAUAGCAGGCAGUACAGCAAAUACAUACAUGCUCAGCCCAGAUAUUUGCUGACGAGCUUAGCGAGUAACGAUCUAGCGAUUGGUCUUUUAGUGACGCCUUUCGGUUUCUUACCAGCUGUUUACGGAUGCUGGCCGUAUGGCGAAGUUGUCUGUCAAAUUCAGGCGCUUCUUAGGGGUGCUUUGACUCAACAGAGUGCCGUUAUCCUCGUCUGCAUGGCAAUCGACCGUUAUGUUUGUAUGCUACAUCCUCAUCGUUAUCACAAGCAUUCUUCUAAAAGGUAUUACAUGCGGCAAGGCUGCGUGGCAGUGAUGUCAACCACUUGGAUAGCGAGCGUGGCAAUUUUCGGGGUUCUGGUACUCCCAAGGGGCGGUUACUACUUCAACGGGUCUGGCCUCCUAGCCUGCGACCCUUUCUUCGCGAGGGCGUCCCUUAGGAUCCUGGCAUGUUGCUGUUUUUACUUCCCGACGACGAUGGUGUUGAUGUAUUGUUACGGCUCGGCCUUUCACGUUAACAAACUACGCUUGAAAAGAGUAGUCUGUGUUAACACGCCGGAGGUCGUUAGUGGCGGCCAUAUAGAAAGGCUUGUCGCCCACGAGAGACGACUGUCGACCUCAGCUUCGCGAACAAUGGCUGCAAUGAGUCUAGGUUUCAUCGUCAUGGUCACACCAUGGACAAUUCAGGAAGUCGUUGCAGCCUGCACCGGAAGCAAGCCGCCGCCGUUUCUCGACUUCCUGGCCACGUGGCUGGCUCUCUCCAAUAGCUUCUGGAAUCCUUUUCUCUAUUGGCUGCUCAACAAUCAUUUCCGCCGAAUUUCGAGAGAACUUCUUUAUACUAAGAUUCUGUGCAGGUCUAAACCGUUAGGAACGAAACAACACUGUUGCGCGACUAGCACCGGUGGCUUAGAUGCAGUUUGCAGCAUCGCGGGUGUCGAUUUAUCAGGUUUGGAGCGUUGCUCAAUGGAACGAUGCUCAAUGGCGCGUUGUUCCUCAUUAUCAUUAGCAAAUACGCCACCGCCACUCCCUUGGGAAACUGGACAUAUAGCACAUGGUGACGUAGCAUCCACGUGAGCCAAAGAUGCCGCCACGCAGACGGAAGAUUUCGGAUCUCCGGACGACGCCAGUUAGUACAGCGUGGCGGCAAGCCGGCAUCCGAUGCUCCGCAACUAUCGAGCACAAUAUCCGUCGUCUAUGCACCGACAUCUGCGAGACUACGUCGUACCCUCGCUGGCACGAGGGAGAGUUUCGCGCGUCGUGGAGGAGAACAACCGCGGCGACGUCGUGAUGGACGGAACAAAUCGUCAUCGUCGACACGAUCGACGGAACUGCUUCGAAUACAUGCGCGUCAAGAGCCUGCCAGAUCUCGUACGAGAUAUGGAAUCAUGACGAAACAUUUAUUACGAGCACGUCAUUGAGCGGAGUGUCAUCGGUUAUUAUCCCGAUUCGUGUAAGAAAAAUCUGAUCUUAUUAGGGUGCAAUGGCGUAGGGGAAAUCCGAAUUCCAUGCCUCGAGGCGAACAUACACGAAAGCGUGUGUCGACACACCGCGAUUAGCUCUCGUUGCGACGAGAUCGAUUACGGAAAUUAAUUACAGCACCAACCGGGGUACUAAUCGCGCCUCUCUCGACGAUAUACAUGGAGAUGUUUAAUCACGGCGAAGCACUCUGCGAGUGUUAACGUCAUUCGCGCCUGCAUCCAUCCCGUUUUCCACAAUUAAUUAUUCACGCGUGAGUGUUCGCGCUACAAGCUGUGCACUCAGACACAAAAUUGCUUCUUUCUUAGGCACACAACUUUGUGUACUUUCCUCUAUAAUUUCUCAAAAUACCUGUAUGCACCUAAAAGCAUAGAUUCCAAAUUCAAAGUUUCCUCCUAAUCGCAAAUUUAAAAUCAAAUCUUUCCCAAACACAAGAGUAUUGUAUUUUAAACAUUGUACAAAGUAAUUUGACGAGGCUUCUUUUAGAUUUGCUAUACACUCACGGGUGAUGAUACAAAAUUGCGUCGAAUAAAAAUAUGUACUCAUAAAUAUGUACUCAUAAAGAAGUAGAAUACAUUUAAAUUGCAAUUGUUUGCUCAAGUUCAAGAGCUCAUUGGUAAUAAAAACCAAUGCAUCUUAUAUCUAUAUCAUAAACAUUGUUGUUAUAUAUAAUUUAUAAAAGAGUCCAAUAAAAAUGCACGCAGUGCAAAUAAAAUUACACUCUUUUAAUAUUGCAGAGUUUUAUACUAUAACAAACUACCUAGAUUAAAUUUACAAUAGUGACAUUGUUCCUGCAUUUUCAAAAAUAGACUUUAUUCGAUAAUCUUUUAGUUUUUAUCGAUAACUUUUUUCUGCAAUAUUUUCUAAGAUGUUCAUUCAAACGAAAUUUAUCGUUAAUAAGGCGAAUUAAUAACAUUAUUUCUAUUUAUUAAUACAAGUAGAAUAAUGCCUUCUAAAUUUCGUAUAACUAAUUUGAAUCAAUUAUAGUGUAUUAAUUUUCCAUUCUCCAUUUUCCAACACUAAUAUGUGAAUUUUUAUUUGGAAAGAAUUAUUGUAAAAAU